AAAAAAAGAAAAGAAAAGAAAAAAAGAGGGAGAGGAGAGGUGAGUUCGGUUCUUCUCCCUCCCUGGGACUGAGGCAGAGAGAGGAGAAGCGAAGAGAAGAGAAGAGAAGAGAAGAGAAGAGAAGAGGGAGCCAUCUAAGGAGAGAGCCUCUCAGUUAGUCAGAUCCAUCUGAAAGGUGAGAUAUUAAAUUAGAUCCGGAGAGAGCUUUCUUCACUCUUCCCAUGGCGAAAAUGCGUCAGAUCUCUCCUCGGCCCCCAUACAUCUCUCGUUGACUCGAUCUCUUCCCCUGCACACCAUACCAUUAGCAUUAGCAUUAGCAUUAGCACAGCCAGAGUUUGAUCCCAUAUCACCCCCCCCAUUCCUUUUCGCUCGAGCAAGCAGAACCGGAUCAGCUCCUCGGUUCGUGAGAAAAUGUAUAUGGCAUAUGGCUGGCCACAGGUCAUCCCCCUGGAGCAGGGGCUCUGUCCUUCUUCUCAGCACAUCGUCUACCUCAGAGUCAUCAAUCGCCUCUCGCUCGUCGUCUCUCCCUCUCAUCUCGAGCUCUGGAGCUCCUCUCAGCAUAGAGUGAGAUUGGGCAAGUACAAGCGAGAUGCGGAUUCGGUGCAGAGAGAAGGAGAGUACGUACAGGCCGUGUGGAGUCCCGAUGCCAAAUUGAUUGCUGUCCUGACAUCUUCCCUCUUCCUCCACAUAUUUAAGGUACAGUAUUCAGAUAAAAGAGUACUAAUUGGAGGGAGGCAACCAUCGGGAUUGUUCUUUGCAAAUCUCUCUCUUGUCCUCAAUGAGCAAGUUCCUUUUGCGGAGAUGAACUUGGCUGUGAGCAACAUCGUGUGUGACAGCAAGCAUAUGCUGCUUGGACUUUCUGAUGGUUCACUAUUCUGCAUCUCCUGGAAAGGAGAGUUCUAUGGGCCUUUUGCUCUUGAGAGCAUUGGUAAUGGAAGCAAUCAAGCUAGUGAUUUACCUCAACCGCUGAGUAAUGGAGUUUCUACUGAGUGGAAACAUGGAACUCCUGAACAUAAUUCUACUACAAAGUCUGCUAUCGUCCAUCUGGAGCUUUACUUGUCCAUGAGGUCGCUAUUUGUGUUAUAUGAUGAUGGGCAGCUCAUGUCAUGUUCUGUAAGUAAGAAAGGUUUAAAGCAGGCUGAUUUGAUUAAGCCAGAAAGAAUUGUGGGUAGCGGUGAUGCUGUAUGUGCUUCAGUAGCUUCUGAGCAGCAGAUCCUUGCUGUUGGCACCGCAAAGGGAGUUGUUGAGUUGUAUGAUCUGGCUGAAUCGGCAUCACUUAUUCGAACCGUCUCUUUACAUGAUUGGGGGUAUUCUAUGGAAGAUACGGGUCCUGUCAGUUCUAUUGCUUGGACACCAGAUAAUUCUGCCUUUGCAGUUGGCUGGAAAUUUAGAGGGCUUACUGUUUGGUCUGUCUCUGGAUGUCGUUUGAUGUCAACUAUUCGCCAAAUUGGUCUAAGUUCUAUCUCAUCUCCAAUGGGGAAACAGAAUCAAGGUAGUAAAUUUGAACCCCUGAUGGGUGGGGUCUCCUUGAUGCAGUGGGACGAAUUUGGAUAUAGGCUCUAUGCUAUUGAGGAACGAUCCCUGGAGAGAAUUCUUGUAUUUUCAUUUGGCAAAUGUUGCCUUAAUAGAGGUGUUUCAGGCAUGACGUAUGUGCGGCAAGUGAUAUAUGGUGAAGAUCGUUUGCUUGUCGUGCAGUCUGAAGAUACAAAUGAACUUAAAAUGCUGCAUCUUAAUCUUCCAGUCUCCUAUAUUUCUCAAAAUUGGCCAGUUCAGCAUGUGGCUGCCAGCAAAGAUGGAAUGUAUCUAGCAGUUGCUGGUCUCCAUGGGUUGAUAUUAUAUGAUAUACGGUUCAAGAAGUGGCGUGUGUUUGGAGAUGUAAGUCAGGAGCAAAAGAUUCAGUGCAAAGGACUGUUAUGGCUGGGAAAAAUUGUUGUUGUCUGCAAUUAUGUUGAUUCUUCUAAUACGUAUGAAUUGCUUUUUUAUCCAAGAUAUCAUCUUGAUCAGAGCUCACUACUCUGUCGAAAGCCUUUGCUUACCAAACCAAUGGUGAUGGAUGUAUAUGAAAAUUAUAUUCUCGUCACCUAUCGACCAUUCGAUGUCCACAUAUUUCACGUCAGCAUAUCUGGUGAAUUGUCACCAUUUAGUACUCCAGAUUUACAGCUUUCUACAGUACGAGAACUUUCAAUCAUGACUGCAAAGAGCCAUCCUGCAGCAAUGCGGUUUAUCCCAGAUCAGCUUCCGAGAGUGGUCAUUUCAAACAAUCAUCUUGCGAGUUCUGAUUUUGUUGCCAGAGAACCUGCAAGGUGUUUAAUAUUGAGAGUGAAUGGGGAGCUUUCACUUCUUGAUUUGGAUGAUGGACGGGAAAGGGACCUUACUGACUCUGUUGAGUUAUUCUGGGUUACCUGUGGUCAAUCAGUGGAGAAGACAAAUCUGAUUGAGGAGGUUUCCUGGUUAGAUUAUGGGCAUCGCGGAAUGCAGGUAUGGUAUCCGUCUCCUGGUGCGGAUCCCUUUAUGCAGGAGGACUUCUUGCAAUUGGAUCCGGAGCUGGAAUUUGAUCGAGAAGUGUAUCCCCUUGGCCUUCUACCCAAUGCUGGAGUUGUUGUUGGGGUGUCCCAGAGAAUGUCAUUUUCAGCGUGUACAGAAUUUCCAUGUUUCGAGCCAACUCCUCAAGCUCAGACCAUAUUGCAUUGCUUACUUCGGCAUCUUCUUCAGAGAGACAAAAUUGAGGAAGCUCUAAGACUGGCACAAUUAUCGGCGGAGAAACCUCAUUUUUCGCAUUGUCUGGAAUGGCUUCUUUUUACUGUUUUUGAUGCAGAAAUUUCCAGACAUAACAUAAACAAGAACCAGACAUCUGGUCACAGAAACACUGUUAAGUUGUCCUUAUUGGAGAAGACAUGUGAUCUGAUUAGAAAUUUUCCCGAGUAUUUCGAUGUGGUGGUUAGUGUUGCAAGAAAAACCGAUGGUCGUCACUGGGCAGAUCUAUUUUCAGCCGCUGGCAGAUCCACAGAGUUGUUCGAGGAAUGCUUUCAGAGGAGAUGGUAUCGGACUGCAGCAUGCUAUAUUCUUGUAAUUGCAAAACUUGAAGGUCCUGCUGUCAGUCAGUAUUGUGCUCUACGUUUAUUACAGGCAACACUUGAUGAGUCCUUGUACGAACUUGCAGGAGAGCUGGUGAGGUUCUUGCUAAGAUCAGGAAGGGAAUAUGAACAGACAUCAUCUGAUUCAGAAAAAUUAUCUCCUCGAUUCUUGGGGUAUUUUCUGUUUCGUUCUAGUUACAGGAAGCAGCCUACCGACUAUAGAAGCAGCCCGUCAUUCACAGAACAGAGUGCUCAUGUUGCUUCUGUAAAGAAUAUUCUGGAAAGCCAUGCGAGUUAUCUGAUGUCAGGGAAAGAACUUUCGAAGCUCGUUGCAUUUGUGAAAGGCACACAGUUUGAUUUGGUGGAUUAUCUUCAACGAGAAAGGCAUGGAUCUGCUCGACUGGAGAGUUUUGCCUCUGGGCUUGAGCUGAUUGGACAGAAGCUUCAAAUGGCUACAUUGCAAAGCAGAUUGGAUGCAGAAUUCCUCUUGGCUCAUAUGUGUUCUGUGAAAUUUAAAGAGUGGAUUGUUGUUUUGGCGACCCUUUUAAGGCGUUCAGAGGUUCUUUUUGAUAUUUUUCGGCAUGAUUUGCGCUUGUGGAAGGCUUACAGUGUGACGCUACAGUCCCAUCCAGCAUUUGUGGAGUAUCAGGAUCUCGUCGAGGCCUUGGAAGAGAGGCUUUCAUCUCUCAGCAACUCAGAAGAGAAAUAGAGAAGGAAUCGCAUUCAGCCACUAGUCUCAGUAGACAACCUGAACCUGUACUCAGUUCAGGAUAAAAGGUCCUUGGGAGGAAACAGACCAAAGCCUUAAUCGAUGUCCAAAUGGCCUGUUAUAGCACCGGCAGGAAGGCCCCGGUGUGUUGAAGAGGAAGAGGCUCACAUCAUUGAUGAUGGGAUGGGAUAGGUACGAUUUUUGUAGAUAAAAAAGAAAAAUGGAGAGUAGAUUUUUCCCCAGGAACCACAUAUAUAGUUGUGUACGAGGGGAUCCUCUUUGUUUUUUGUUCCAACACCCCCCCCCCCCCCCCCCCCCCCCCCCCCCCCCCGCGAUGACUUUUUUCUUGUUGAUCUAUUUUCAUUUACUGUAUUACACUAGUGUUUUCCAUUAAAUAUUCCUAUGAAAGACAUAGUAUAUCUUCGAGAGUGCAAGCAAUAAAGGUGAUGGGUUGGCCAAUUCGAUUCA
Molecule: messenger RNA, 4251 nt
Organism: Punica granatum (pomegranate)
Lineage: Eukaryota; Viridiplantae; Streptophyta; Magnoliopsida; Myrtales; Lythraceae
Source: RefSeq, a predicted model, not a curated record